AUGGCUGUUGGUAAUGAACCUAUCGCCAUCAUUGGCGCUGCCUGUCGAUUUCCUGGCGGUGCCUCCUCCCCAUCUAAGCUAUGGGAUCUAUUGCACCACCCUCGCGAUCUUUCUAGAAAGCCUCCCACAACUCGUUUCAAUGGGGAUGGCUUCUAUCAUCCCAACCCGGAGCACCAUACGACAACCAAUGUCACAAACUCUUAUUUCCUGGAGGAAGACCACCGACUGUUUGAUGCAACCUUUUUCAACACCACCCCGAAAGAGGCGGAGGCGAUCGACCCACAGCAGAGGCUUCUCCUGGAGACUGUGUAUGAGGCCAUGGAAUCUGCCGGUCUAACUCUGAAAGGAAUGGAAGGAAGCCAGACAUCCGUUUAUGUGGGACUGAUGUGCAAUGAUUUCCACGACAUUCAAGUCCGUGACCCUGACUACCUCCCACAAUAUAUUGCCACCGGCGCAUCUCGCGCGAUCAUCUCGAAUCGUGUGUCCUACUUCUAUGAUUGGAAGGGACCUUCCAUGACCAUCGACACGGCAUGUUCGUCCAGCUUGGUGGCGAUUCAUCAGGCCGUUCAAAGCCUCCGAUCCGGUGAGAGUACAACGGCAUGUGCAGCUGGUGCCAAUCUGCUUCUCAGUCCGGAAAACUAUCAGGCAGAGUCCAAUUUACACAUGCUUUCUCCCUCUGGAUGGUCCCAGAUGUGGGAUGCCAAGGCUGAUGGAUAUGCUCGCGGUGAAGGCAUUGCGGCUGUGUUUCUCAAGACCCUGUCCAGUGCGUUGGCUGAUGGAGAUCAUAUCGAGGGUAUCAUCCGGGAAACCGGCGUGAAUUCGGAUGGCCGUACACGAGGUAUUACCAUGCCGAGUAAUGAGGCUCAGCUGGCCUUGAUUCGUGCUACUUACGCAAAGGCUGGGUUGGACCCCCUCCGGCCGGACCAGAGAUGCCAGUACUUCGAGGCUCACGGCACCGGUACCCCUGCAGGUGACCCCCUGGAAGCAUCUGCCAUUAGUCGAGCAUUUUUCAAUGAGCAAAGUGUUGACCCAGGCAAGCUACUUGUCGGGUCUAUCAAGACCGUGGUUGGUCACACGGAGGGAGCCGCUGGAGUGGCUGGAGUGUUGAAAGCUAUGCUUGCCAUGCAAAAUGGCAUUGUUCCUCCCAAUCAACAUUUCGAGUCGCUUAACCCAGGUGUCAAGCCUUGGUACACGCACUUGGAGAUUCCAACAGCGCCACGCAAAUGGCCUACAACAGCAGAAGGCACUCCCCGACGAGCAAGCAUCAACUCCUUUGGCUUUGGCGGCACCAAUAGUCAUGUUAUUCUUGAGCAUUAUGACCCGGCUAUUCAUAGCCCAUCUAUUCAUGACAAGUCGGUGCAAGAGGGAGAGCUAACCGUGAGCGCGGCUGUCACCGAGCGUCCACUUUCGCUCCCAAUCGUCCUGUCUGCUCAUACCGAGCAAUCCCUCCUCGGUAUGAUCCAAGCAUAUUCAGAGUACUUGAAGACAAACGACUCGGUUGAUCUGAAGAGCCUUGCAUGGGCAUUGCUUGAACGUCGUAGCGUGUUCCCUGUCAGGAUUGCCUUUUCGCCCGGCUCCCAGAAGGAUGUUAUCGCGCAGAUGGACGCUGCCAUUGAACGUGGACGUGACGCCGGCACACGGCUGAAAAUCCUAGACCUUGAGGCUGGACCUCGUAUCCUGGGCGUUUUCACCGGCCAAGGUGCGCAAUGGGCCACCAUGGGCCGGGCCCUGAUUCUUCAUUCGCAGCUCUUCCGAAAGACAAUUGAGGACUUAGAACAACAUCUGUCCGAACUGCCACAUCCGCCUUCAUGGUCUUUGAAAAAGGAGAUCAUGGCGUCUCCGAAAACAUCUCGCCUGGAAGAAGCUGCCUUAUCUCAGCCGUUGUGCACGGCGGUGCAGGUUGCGACAGUGAAUCUCUUGCAUGCCGCUGGAGUCUCUUUUCAUACCGUAGUGGGCCACUCUUCCGGUGAGAUUGCGGCAGCCUACACCAGCGGGUGCAUAACGGCCCACGAAGCUAUUCGAAUCGCCUAUUAUCGUGGCUACUUUGCCAACCUUGCAAAGGGAUCGGAUGGUCAAAGGGGUGGAAUGCUGGCUGCCGGUCUUAGCUUUGAAGAGGCACGGAAAUUCUGUGAUCGCCCUGCCUUCAAAGGCCACAUCGUAGUAGCUGCGAGUAACUCGCCAUCCAGUGUCACACUGUCUGGAGAUCUUGAUGUCAUCCUGGCAGCCAAGACUGCUCUUGAUGCCGAUGGCAAGUUUGCUCGGGCACUGAAGGUGGACACCGCGUACCACAGUCCGCAUAUGCAGCCUUGCUCAGAGCCCUAUCUCGAAGCAUUGACUGCCGUCCCAAUCCAUUCACAGUCAUCCAAGCCCGGUUGUGCGUGGCUCUCGAGCGUCUACAGCGACAAUGGACGGCCCAGAAAAGAGGAGCUUUCAGGCACAUACUGGCGAGACAACAUGGCCAACCCGGUCCUCUUCUCUGAGGCUGUGCAGGCGGCUUAUGAAAGGCGUGGUCCUUUUGAUAUUUGCAUCGAGGUUGGACCCCAUGCUACGCUCAAAGGACCUGCAACGCAAACCAUCAAGGAAGUGUCUGGCAACGCACGGCCGUACCAAGGAGCGCUGCACCGGGGCAAGGACGAUGUGGUCUCGUUUGGCAGUCUUUUGGGAUUCUUGUGGACACAUCUUCCUGCAGGUGCCAUUGACUUCAAGGGCUUCGCAACAGCCAUGGGUGAAGAUGUCCCACAUCCUUUGCCCAUCCCGAGGAAUCUACCAUCCUAUCAGUGGGAGCACAACCAGGUCCAUUGGAGGGAGGGGCGCCUGUCCAAGCAAUACCGAGGCCGACCCCCAUUUCAUGAACUUCUGGGUACCAGGCUCCCUGGUGAUGUCGAACAUGCACCUCGCUGGCGCAAUAUUCUUCGAGGAGAUGAGGUGCCGUGGCUUCGCGAUCAUCGCUUCCAGGGCCAGAUCAUUGUUCCAGCCGCUGCUUACUGUGUGAUGGCAGUGAGCGCAGCGCAAUCACUCAGCAAGGGCCUUCCAGUUGAGACCAUCGAAAUCACUGAUCUGGAGAUCGAGAAUGCUAUCACCCUUCCAGAUGGUCCGCCUGGAGCGGAGGUACUCUUUACUCUCCAUCAAACUGAAUCUACGGAGGGGGCAGACAAGGGUGUCAUUCGUGCAGAAUACGCCUGCUUUUCAGGUCCCGCUGAUGGUUCGGGACCGAUCAAGAAAAUCUUUACAGGGAAGCUGUCUGUCUUUGUGGGCCGGUCACAGGACGCUGGUCUUCCAGCUAGGAGCAAGGUUCGUCCCAUUCUCUACCCCAUGGACGUCGAUGACUUCUAUGAACAAAUGACGAGCAUUGGUCUCAACUACACCGGAUCGUUCCGCGGUAUUCAAGCUGCGCAGCGCCGGCUUCACAAUUCUACCAUUCGUAUUGGCGCUCCCGGAGAGGACAGUGCUUCGUUCCUUAUCCACCCUAUCACGCUGGAUGUUUGUUUCCAGGCAAUAUUUGCCGCAUAUGCUUCACCAGAUGACGGAUCGCUUCGAACAUCAUUCCUUCCUCAGAAAUUUGGCCGCAUUGUCCUGGCUGUCCCUGAGUGUCAGUCCAAUAUCGACGCUCAGUCCAGUGUCACCGUCGACGCCGUUGUGACCAAUAUUGUGACCGCGAACACUUUCCAAAUGCCUGCCAUUAAUGGUGACCUUUACGUAUUUAAUGAAAAGUCUGGAAAGAUGCAAGUCUUGAUUGAGGAAUUGUUGGUCAGUUCUUUUGCUCCUGGCUCGGAAAGUGACGACCGUAAGCUAUUCCUCGAAGACCGUUGGAACCUGGACAUCCUGAGCGGUCUCAGUGCUGGUCGCAGCAGCCUUGAAAUCUCUGAGAAGCAGGCGCCCACGGACGCAAGCAAGCGCGUUGCUCAUUUCUACCUGAGAGAGCUAAGCAGGGAGGGCACAGUACCGCGUGUUAUCCCAGAAUAUAAAAACCUCCUUCGAUUUGCAAGCUCUCUCUCCUCUCAGAGCUUAGGUGGUAGUGCCUCUGAGAACUUGGCAUGGGCAAGCGAUACCGAGAAUGACAUCGCUGAUCUUGUCAGGCAAGAUCCCGAUAAUCAUGAUCUGAGAUUGAGCAAGGCGAUCGGAGAGAGACUCCCGGCUAUUGUGAGCGGCGAUGCGACUUUGGCGGACGACCAUAUUGCAGCGAUCUUUGACCAAGCCCUUGGAAAAGGAUCGACAUUAGAGCUGGGUUAUCGCCAACUUGGCUCAGUCGCCAAGCAGAUCGCUCACAAGCAUCCUCGGAUGUCUAUCUUGGAGAUCGGUGCGUACGCGGGACGGGUUACAGGGUCCAUUCUUCAGGAACUGGACGAUGCUUUCUCGAGCUACACUGUUGCCCAUACAUCUUCCGCCUCACCGGACUACUUGGCGGAUGUACACGGUGCUCUACCCAGUGGUAUUUUGACAAAGGACCUGAAUUUGAACGAUGACCUUGAAUCUCAAGGUUUCAAGGUUGGCUCGUUCGACCUUAUCAUUGCGGUCGGCCUAACACCUCUGCCUCUUCCCCUUCGUGAAUCCCUCUCGAGACUUCGCGGACUGUUGAAACCUGGUGGCUUCUCCGUAUUCUUUGAAUCAACUGGCACCGCAAUUCAGUACCCCUUCAUAAUGUCUAUCCUUCCACAUUGGUGGUCACUUGAAGAUGAAGACCGGUCUGAAGCGAGAACAGUGCCACUGGUCACCUGGGAUCGAUUACUUCGCAAAACGGGCUAUUCUGGUAUUGAUGCGACUCUCAAUGACGGCCCAGAGCCUCAGACGUCUCUCAUUGUGUCCCAGGCCACAGACAAUGUUGUGAAAUCUUUGCGGAAGCCCCUCCAGUCUCGAAAAACGGUUGGAUCCUUCCCCGGGAAGCUAUUGAUCCUUGGCGGGAAGACCUUGGUGACGUCCCAACUGAUCAGUCAACUGGAACUGCUUCUCGAGUCUUGGUUUCAAACCAUCCUGGUCGUAGACUCCCUUGAACACUUGAAAGAGAAGACCUUGGUGGAUGUUACCGCUGUGUUGUCUCUGAAAGACAUCGACUCCCCUUUCAUCAAGGACUUCAACAAGAAGUCUUAUUCUAACCUCAAACUGCUGUUCGAGCGUGUACCCAGUGUUUUAUGGCUCCUGCAGGGACAUCGCCAAAGCAACCCCUAUCACGCCGCGUCACUCGGUCUUCUCCGUACUAUUGCGGCGGAGAUCCCACAGUUGCACCUUCAAUGUCUUGACGUUGAGCAGACUGAGAACCAGGAGCUGCAUCUCGCAGAAAGCAUCCUUCGCUUGGUGAUCAUCCAAACGAAGAAGAUUCGGAACGACAAAUCAAUCCUCUGGACUGCUGAGCAGGAACUCGUCCUUCAUCGGGGACUUUUCUGGCUCCCUCGGAUUGUGCCCGUGAGGGAGCUCAAUGAUCGUCUCAACUCCAUCAAAAGGCUCCUACAGAGAGAUGUUGAUUCGUCUUCCAUUCAGGUGAUACUUUCCAAGACAAUUUACGGCAGCGAAGCCGCCAGGUACACUGCUGUCCAGGGUCUCAAAAGGGACGCUUUCGUCUCUACUCCGAGCACGGACAGGUCGCUGCGCUUGAGUGAAAGUUCACUUGUCGCAGUUCGAGUCACAGAGGGAGUUUCUGUCUUCGUCGGACUUGGUCGGGAUCUGACGACUGACGCUGAGUACUUGGCCCUCCUUCCUCAGAAUGCCUCUCUGGUGACUGUUCCCACCUCGUGGACGCAACGCCUUCGAGAGGGUUUCGCUCCAAGCCUUUCAAUCGAGGCUGUCUUGAGAUACUUGGUGGCUCGGCGGGUGGUAGACUUGGCCUCCUCGUCAGGGUCUACGGUCGUGCAUGGACUGGACAGCUUACUUGCCUCCAUCGUUUGGGACAGAGCACAGACAAACGGAAAGCGCGUCGUUGUGGCCACUGACAGACCCAAUGACACCUCCCUGCCGGCGCACAUUCCUACGCUGUACCUUCAUCCUCAUGCGUCGAAGUUGAUGCUUCGAUCAAGUCUGCCUCGGGACACGAAAACGCUGAUCGACAUUUCUGUUGGGCAGAAGUUCCUUGGAAGGCUGAAGGAUAUCCUACCUCGCGACAGCGUGGUACUCACAUCAGAUGUCGUGUUCAGCGACCAUGCCUCCUCACACGGUGUGGACCAACCUGUGGGAUUAUGGCAAGAUUUCUUUGUGCAGGCCAUCGGUGACGCGAAUCAAGCCCUUUCACGAGUGCGACCAACCGAGCUACUACAAGCGGCGUCUGAUAGGUCUCCAUUGACAAUCAUUGACUGGACUGGUGACGAGCGACUACCCACCACCAUUCAGCCACUAGAUGCCUCUAAAUUGUUUUCUAGCACGAAGACCUACCUUCUUGUUGGGCUGACGGGUGAAUUAGGACAAUUCCUUUGCAGGUGGAUGAUAAACAAUGGUGCUCAUCACAUCGUUGUCUCCAGCAGGAAUCCUCAAAGAGGCACACGAUGGGAGGCCGAGCUUCGUUCCAUGGGGGCUGACCUGCACAUCGAGCCUUGUGAUGUUACGAGUAAACCGGAUGUUGUCCGGCUCGUCCAGAAACUGCGAAACACGUUGCCUCCAGUUGCUGGAGUGGUCAACGGAGCCAUGAUCAUGCAUGACCAGCCCUUCGCAGAUAUGGAUGAGGAGACCUUCCGCAAGGUGCUCCGGCCGAAGGUUGAUGGGUCUAAUAACCUUGACGAAGCGUUUUGGGAUGCCCCAUUGGAUUUCUUCAUAAUGACUUCCUCCACCGCAGCUGUCGUUGGAAAUCCUGGGCAAGCAAAUUAUGCCACAGCAAAUCAAUACAUGGUUGGUCUAGCCGCUCAGCGCAAAGCACGAGGCGUGGCUGGCUCGGUUGUCGACAUCGGAAUGAUCAUGGGAAUCGGCUACAUUCGCCGCAGCGAGGGGAAGGCAACCUAUGAACAUUUCCUCGGCAAGCAGAACUUGAUGCCAAUUUCUGAGCACGACAUUCGCGACAUAUUCAGCGAAGCCAUCCUCGGUGGCCACCCUGUCACAGGCGAACGAUCUCAAAUCAUGACCGGUCUGGCUAAAGUUGAUCUAUCUGAUAGCAGCAAGCGGCCAAAUGCGUCUCCUAAGACCAGACUCCGCCAAGCUGGCAAUGCUCAGGAUGCUUCACUAAUCCUGCAAGAAAUGUUUGCUGCUGAAUUGGCUGUAAUUCUGCAAUUGCCGCCCGACAAUGUCAAUAAGUCUAUCUCUUUGUUGGAAAUGGGGGCAGACUCGCUUGUAGCAGUUGAAAUUCGAUCCUGGUUCCUGCGAGAGGUUGGACAGGAUGUGCCCGUCCUGAAGCUGUUGGGCGGUGCGAGCGUUGUGGACUUAUGUGACGAGCUAGCAGUCGAAGUCCUUGCAGACAAUGCCGCUGGUGACGAUGAGCCCGUUCCCGAAAAGCAGGAAAGCGACUUGACUGUUGGACAGAAUCCACCGGAGAACGUUGGUCUUGCUGAGGACAAGGCACGCGUGGAAUCGAGUGCCUCAUCUGAUGAGGACUCGACACCCGGAGAUACUCAAGCACAACCGACCCCUGAUACAUCCGACAAUGAGUCUACCACUUUGAGCAAGCCAGUCUUGCCUCCAUGGCUGCGCAUCGACCCCAUGUCUUACGGACAAUCUCGAAUCUGGUUCCCUUCCAUUUACCUAGAGGACAAGACCACAUACAACUGCACAACCUCCUAUCGUCUCAACGGGAUAUUGGAUGUUGGCAGACUCGAGACGGCACUGCGACUAGUGACUCAGAGGCACGAAUCCUUCCGUACCUCAUUCCACACGGAUAGCUUCACCGGUGACGCCAAGCAGGUCAUUCUAAGAAGGAGCAACUUCAGGCUCCAAAUCCUGAACUCCACGAAUGAUAAGAGUGAUGUUGAACGAGAAUUCAACAAAAUGCACAGCCACGUCUAUGACCUUGAGCGUGGUGAUACCUUCCGUGUUGUUCUCCUGAGCCAUGCACCUGACUAUCACACGAUUGUCUUUGGAUAUCACCAUAUCAUGAUGGACGGAGUCAGUUGGCAACUCACGCUCCAAGACAUCGAACGAUGCUAUACCUCGCCGACGGUGAAACAUCCAAUCCCUUUGCAAUACUCGUUAUUCGCAGAGAAGCAGCGACAGGCUAUUGAGAAGGGUGUAUAUGCAAAGCAACUUCAGUACUGGAAGUCACAGUUCCGUGAUCUACCGAGUGCCCUCCCCUUGUUCAGCUUUGCAAAGACCAGUUCCCGCAAGGCGAUGACAAAAUACGAAACCAUCGAACUUGUGCGGCCUCUCGAGCCCGCAUUGACGAAUAAGGUGCGAGCAGCCAGCAAGAAAGCAAAGGUUACAACAUUGCAUUUCUAUCUCACUGCCUUCCAAGUGAUGCUUCAUCAUUUCCUCGGCGUUGAUGAUCAGUGCGUCGGUAUUGUGGAUGCAAACCGUACCAAUCCGGAUUUCAUGCAGACAAUCGGGUUCCUCUUGAAUAUGCUGCCAUUGCGUUUCAAGCUUCAGAAUGACCCAAGCUUUGAGGACAUGGUCCAACAGACUCGCACUUCUGUCUAUGCCGCACUUGGUAACUCAGACAUCCCAAUCGAUCUCAUUCUCGACGAACUGGACAUUCCCAGAUCGACCACCUUCCCCCCGCUGUUCCAGACAAUCUUCAAUUAUCGGAUGGGGGCCCUGAAGCAAAGUACUAUUGGUGAAGUCGGCCUUGAAUGGCAUGAUUACAAGGACGCACGGAAUCCUUAUGAUAUCACAGUCUCUGUCGAUGAGAAAGACGAUGGCACUGGCGGCUUCUUGUCAUUGGGUUUGUUGGACUACUUGUUUGACCGCGAAGGCGGGCAAUUGCUCAUCACGGCAUACGUCAACAUUCUCGAGCAAGCUACUCUGGAUCCCGGUAUGCGACUCAGUGACUAUGUUCUGUUCCCGGAAGGUGAAUCUUCCAAGGCCACGUCGUUGGGGCUUGGCAAAAAGAUUGAAACGACUUGGCCGGACACGCUGUCGAAGAGAAUCAAUCAACUGGUCGAGGCUCAGCCUGAUGAACCAGCCCUGAAAGACUCUUCCGGAAGCGCCCUGACCUACCGUGCCAUGGGUGACCGAGUAAACGCUAUCGCCGCUUCACUCAGUACCCUUCCUUCGGUGCGGGCUGGGUCGCAUAUUGGCGUUUGCUGCCACCCGUCGACAGAUUUGGUGUGCGCGCUUCUGGCAAUUCUACGUCUUGGUGCUGUCUACGUGCCUCUUGAUCCCAGUAUGCCUGUCGAGCGUUUAGCAUUGAUCUGUGAAGAGGCGCAGCUACAGGCUCUGGUCCACGACAAGGCAACUGCCAGUAUCGCGAAACAUCUCCGUCCACAGGAUAAAAACAUCGUCGACCUUACAUUCCUUCCAAGCCACACUGAAAAGACCGUUCCGGAUCUCAGCGAAGCCGCAUCAAACGCAUUCAUCAUGUUCACAAGCGGCUCAACUGGCAAACCCAAGGGUGUCCAGCUAACAAAUGCCAACUAUAUGUCCCAUGUGCUUGCCGCAUCCCAGCGAAUGGGUCUGCAAAAGGAGACGGUCCUGCAGCAGAGUUCAGUCAGCUUUGAUUUGUCGCUCGCUCAAAUAUUCUAUUGUCUUUCCAACGGAGGUACUCUCAUUGUGACCGACAGCCAAAGGGAUCCAGAGGCAUUGGCGGCGUUGAUCCAACGCGAAGGAGUGACCUUUACCUUCUGUGUGCCUUCUGAGUAUUCGAUUUUACUGCGAUAUGGCAAAGAGGCACUGGCAUCUUGCAAGUCCUGGCGCAUUGCGCUCUCAAGUGGCGAGGCAUUCCCAGUCAGCCUCAAGGAGAAGUUCCGUGAUCUCCAACUUAACACACUAACAGUCUUGAAUGCUUAUGGGCCAACUGAAGGAUCCAUCGUUGCUACCAUGUGUGAGGUAGACUACCAGGCUAUCAAUGAUGAAAGAGUUCCAAUUGGUAGCACGCUCGACAACUACGCCGUUUAUGUCGUCGAUGAUGCGGCAAAGCCAGUCCCAGUCGGCUUUCCCGGUGAACUUGUUCUCGGUGGGCCUGGGAUCAGCCCGGGAUACUGGCGCAAUCCAGAACUCACAAAGCAGAAGUUCAUACCAGACUCAAUCUCAGGCCCUGAAAAGGCGAUCGAUGGCUGGAAGACUCUUUAUCGUACGGGAGAUAAAGCACGCCUGCUUGAGGACGGAUCCCUGGUCUAUCAAGGCAGAAUUGAAGGAGACUUGCAGGUCAAACUCCGAGGAGUGCGCGUCGAACUGGAAGAAAUUGAAAAUGCGAUUCUCAACAGUGCCCACGGCAUACUGUCCGAUGCUGCAGUCGUCCUCAGGGGAGAAACGGAGAAGUUCCUGGCUGCGUUCGUUGUUUUCGCAGACGAUCGUGAACCCAAAGAUAACACAUCUGAAUACCUUCGAUCGUUGCGCUCGACGCUCCCUCUCCCCUUGUUCAUGAAGCCUGCCAUCAUCGAGAAUCUGGCUAAGCUUCCAAUCACAGCUUCGGGAAAGCUUGAUCGUCGCGCGCUAAACACUAUUCCUUUGGGAGACAUCCCUGGCGCCGGCUCCACUGAGAUAUUGACACCUACCGAACUCCAAUUGAGCGACAUUUGGCAGACACUUCUAGCAGAUGUCGGUGAAUCUCUAAAGAUUGAGAAAGCAUCUGACUUCUUCUCAGUUGGUGGUAAUUCGCUCCUCCUGCUCAAGAUGCAAGCUGAGAUCCGCGAUCGUCUUUCCAUCGAACUUUCCCUGCCCGAGCUCUUCCAGAACAACACACUCGAAGGCCUUGCUGCGCGUAUUGAUGCAGCCGGUACUGGCACUUACUCUCAGAUCGACUGGGAGGCUGAAACAGCUGUUUCCCCCGAAAUCAUAUCCGUCAAGCCUGUGUCGCGCCCAUCUAAGGCCGUUACUAAGACAAAGACUGUUCUUCUGACUGGUGCCACCGGGUUCCUCGGUCGUGCCUUGCGCCAGCAGCUGGUCGAUAGCCCGGAAAUUGGAAAGAUCGAGUGUCUGGCUGUGCGAAACCCCACCGCAGCCCGCGAGCAGUCGAAGAAGAUCUCGGUCCAUGCAGGCAAUCUCAACUUGCCUCUCCUGGGACUCUCCGAGAGCGAGGCAGACAGGCUCUUCGCAUCGGCUGAUAUUAUCAUCCACAAUGGCGCUGAUGUCUCCUUCAUGAAGACUUAUCACUCGCUUCGCAAGCCAAACGUGGAAUCCACCAAGGAGCUUGUUCGCCUUGCCGCCAAGUACCAGACGCCCUUCCAUUUCAUCUCCACGUCUGGAGUUGCCCAUCUCAGCGGGAAGGACUCGUAUCCCGAAAUUUCUGUCGCGGCAUACCAGCCCCCAACCGAUGGGUCUGACGGAUAUGUGGCAUCCAAGUGGGCCAGCGAGCGGUUCCUCGAACGCGUCGCCGCUCAGACUGGACUGCCUGUGUGGAUCCACCGACCGACGAGCGUGACAGGUGCUGACACCCCAACUAUGGACAUUGUGCACACCGUGCUGCGCUACUCCCGCCUCUUGAAGAGCGUGCCCGAGCUCCCGGGCUGGGGCGGAUACUUUGAUUUUGUACACGUGGAGUCCGUGGCUCGGACGGUCCUCGAAACUGCACUGGCAGGAGUCGCUGUCGACACCAAGGAGCCGGUAUAUGUCCACCACUGCGGAGAAACCGUCGUCCCCGUCCAGCAGGCUCGUGCUACGUGGAAGAAGAGGUUGGUGAGACUGUUACCGCACAAGUUGGUCGCAGCAUUCUUGAAGCUGUUUGCAGAUGGGACUGCUCACUCUCUUGUUUUGCCUCGGCUGGUCAAGGGUGGACCGGAGGCUUUGGAGGUUUGA
Molecule: messenger RNA, 11793 nt
Organism: Aspergillus nomiae NRRL 13137
Lineage: Eukaryota; Fungi; Ascomycota; Eurotiomycetes; Eurotiales; Aspergillaceae
Exons: 7
Coding region: 1-11793 (3930 amino acids)
Biological process (GO): secondary metabolite biosynthetic process; fatty acid biosynthetic process
Molecular function (GO): fatty acid synthase activity; 3-oxoacyl-[acyl-carrier-protein] synthase activity; phosphopantetheine binding
Source: RefSeq, a predicted model, not a curated record